Nelumbo nucifera (sacred lotus) is the source of this 1617-nucleotide messenger RNA. RefSeq lists its product as uncharacterized. NCBI's taxonomy places the organism in Eukaryota, Viridiplantae, Streptophyta, Magnoliopsida, Proteales, Nelumbonaceae. The record is from RefSeq and is a predicted model, not a curated record.
CCACCCAGUAAUCCAGUAUCGUUGCAGAGCUUAAAGUAAAACAUCCUCACUCUCGCACUCCCCCCCAACUCCCCGAAAAAGAUGAGGAACCACAUUUCCUUCAGCGACGAAGAUGAGAACGAGUCAUCAAAGUCGCCCUUCUGCUGGUGGAGAUCAGCCGAGCACUUCAAUGACCAGGGCCAGCUCAAGCUCGACCUCUCAAACCUCUCCAACCUCACUCCCAGAGUCAAAGUCCUUAGAGAAAUGGAGAGACUCGCCUUAAUUGCCCCCGAAGGUCUCGACGACCUCCGACAUAAGCUUCUCGCCUACCGUUCUGGCGAUUUUUGGCUACCCAUAGGCGGAAUCAAGAAGGAAAACAUGGAUGUUCCCUCAGUUGUCACGAUUCUCUUGGUGGGCUUCUCCGGUUCCGGGAAAAGCUCCCUCGUAAACCUUUUGUAUAGCGUUCUGGGUCGCUCAGGACUGAUUCCUUUUGCUCAUACCUCCGGAAACACUUCGAAUUACACUACUACGUUCUUGGAAGAACACAAUGUGCUGAGGUCGCUGCGUAGUGGGUUCUGCGUGUAUGAUUCGAGGGGUUUGGACUACAAUGGGGUGGAUGAGAGUCUGGAGCGGUUGUCGGGGUGGUUGGCUGAUGGGGUUCACCAUCACCAGCUCUGUCAAAAGUCAGCAGACGAGGAGUCAAAGCCAUUAAUUGGGUCCAUGGCAUCACCAUCGAAGUUCACCAGGAGAAGAGUAAACUGUGUCAUGGUGGUGGCGAACAUUGCAGAGAUCUACCAAGCAUUGAAGAAAGGCGACCUAAAGCCAAUGGAAGCGACGAAAACUCUCUUCAACUGUCCAGCUAUAAGGAAAUGCAAUGAGAACCCAAUCCUGAUAUUGACGCAUGGCGACAAGCUAUCCCCCGAGGAGAGGAUCGACGGGCGGGUGAAGAUCUGCAAGUUUCUGGGGAUAUCAGAGACGACGGGGACCUACGAUAUUGUGUGCCUGACCGAGCACGGCUUCCUCCCAGAUGAAGCGGACCCCAUCACUGCUUAUGCUCUGACGGAGGCGAUGUACAGGGCGUUGAUCCUGUCGGACAGGACUCACCCUCCGAAGAGAAGCGUCAAAGACUGGGUGGAGUUGCUGGUGUCAUGGCUCAUGUGCUCCAUCGCUGCAAUCUUUGCUCUCCUGGCUUAUUUCUUCUCCAAACUCGGUCGCAAGGACAAUAAACUCAAACUCAUGUGAAAGUGAGAUCGAGAUCAACCAAACCAGACCAAAAUAGGAAAGGAAAGGUGGCUUAAUUUAGUCCCGUUUUAGAGAGUAUAGACUAUAGACUAUAAUUAAGAUGGUGUCCUAAUCUAGUAUUAUCCCUGGCCUCUCUUUUUCUUUUUAAGCUGCUGGUUCGGUCGAGCUUGAAUCGAGUUAUCGACUUCAAUUCACAAAUGCAGUCGUGUUCGGUCUUUCUAUCUCUAUCCCUGGUACGUUAGGUUCGUGAUGAUCCUAUUUUCCGGCAGGACACCCUUUAAAUUAGUAAGUCGCAGGAUGUUUACAACUAUGUCAUCGCUAGCUCUCCGGUCCUUAAUCGGAGUAGCAGCUAGCAUGUACUUUCUUCUUUAUUCAAUAAAAUUUCAAUUUAGUGAA